This is a messenger RNA of Linum tenue, 2108 nucleotides long. The record is from the annotation of a GenBank genome assembly. Lineage: Eukaryota; Viridiplantae; Streptophyta; Magnoliopsida; Malpighiales; Linaceae.
AUGGUGUCGCAACACGGCAUCCUAUACGCCGUCCAUCUCAUCACCAAUCAGUUCGGCAAUCUUGUCGCUAAAGUCUGUGAAUGUCUACUGCGCAACGGAGCAUUGACACUUCAAGCCAUAGUUCGACGAACCGAGCUCUCUCCGGCUAAAGUCAGGAACUGCUUGCUCGUCUUGAUCCAGCACAACUGCGCGCAGGCUUUCAUCCUUGAAGAGAGCGUAUCUGGGGAGGAUGCUGGAGAACCAGGGAAAGCCCUCACGCAGUAUAUUGCAUUGUUUGUCAACAUACUUCAUCGUGUGAGGUUCUCCAAGUUCAUGGAUGUGGUGUCGAAGGAACUUGGUGGCUCGUGUGGGGAACUAUUCAGAGGUUUGCUAGAACAUGGUAGGCUUACGGUAAAGCAAAUAGUGGAUAGAGCUGGUGCAAAUGCCAAGGAGAGUACCAACACAGUGCAGGAAGACCUUGGUAAACUUGUGAUGGCCCAUUACGUUGAAUGCUGUCCUGCUCCUGAACCUUUAGUUCCACCACCUGAUGCUGAUACAAAGAAGCGUGCCAAAUCUUCAAAGGUAAUGGUGGAGCCAUUAACCCUAGAGCAGCGUGUUAUGGCUGUAGCAAUGCCUUCAGCGAUGAGAAGAUUCUCAUUUGUACCUAACGCAGACCAAGUAGCGGAUGACCAGCAAAAUGUGAAUCAGCCCCCGAGUAAAGAUGUUGGGGAAAAGCGCAAGCUUCAUGAUUUGGAGUCUGAUACGGCACUUGAAGAAGAGGUCGAAUGUAAUUGGCGUGCAAAUUUUGAGGAAUUGCUUCGGCGUCUUCGGCACAAGACCUGUGUCGAUACCAUAAAAGUACGCUUCGAUGAUGCGGCUGCAACUGUUCUGAGUGCAAUGCUUGAGGCAUCUAGAGCUGAAGAGGACAAAGUAAAAACUGCUAACUCAGUGCCGUUAUCGCUGAAUACUAUAUAUGAAGAAGUUGUGAAGAACGAAAAGAAUCACAGUAUGACUUUUGAUCAUGUCAGAACUUGCCUUGAAGAGUUGAGCUGUCCCCCAACCUUUGUAAAAACGGAUGAUGAAUCAUAUAGUAUAGAUUUCACAAAAAUCACUGAAGCAGCUCAGAGUGAAGAGAUUGAGUCCAUUGUUUUGAAAAGAUUUGGAGAGACCGCAUAUAAAAUUUUCCGUUUACUGUUUAGGGCUGGCUGCCUCAUGGAAACAGAUAAGAUUGCUGAUAGGAUAUUUGCGGAGAAGAAGGAGACAUCGAAAACGCUUUUCAAAAUGUGGCAGGAUGGAUACCUGCUCAUGGAGUUGCUGGUCCUCUGCAAACAUCUGAAUAUUCUUCCUCCCGCUAUAAAAUGCUAUUGUAUUUGCAGAAACUGGUUGUGGGCGGUACAAACUGGUCCUAGCUACGGCGGCUCUUCCUACUUACUGUGGAAAGUAAAUAAGCGGCUUCUUCGGGAGACUAUCCUGGAUGAGAUGUUUCAUGCCGCCUUGAAUCUGAACCUACGUUUAGCUCAUGAGAUCGACCAAAAUAAGGAGGUCUUGAAUCUGCCGCCGGAUAAACGCGAGGGGCCUGACAAACAGAAGUUUGAUAGACUGAGAAACGUCAGAUUACUCAUCCAUUCCUCGCUGAUGAAGCUCGACGACGCGAUUAUGCUCUUCCAUGACUUCUAGUUUUAUCCGUUCUUUCAUCAUAGACUGAUUUCGUUACAGUUUUUAGGCCUUUUAACUUAACAUAUUCGAAUCGCAUCUUAUGGUGUCAUUAUCUAGUUGCGGUAUUUGACUAGACUCUCAGCUUGUUCCUUGAUGUUCUCAUGCGAUAAAUUUAGAGCUAUCUUCUUUCAUGGACGGACGGCAAGGGGAGAGUGUUUGGAUUUUUCUAUGUACAAGGGAAGCAGAUGGGAAGGGCCAAGGGGAAGAGACAUCAUUUGGCAAAAAUCAAACCGGGUUUUUUUUUGGUUUCUUGAUUACAUAAACUAAAAUGAAUUAGCAGGUUAGUAGCGUUAAAGAUUGAAGGAAUGAAGGUGGGUAGUUUAGGAGAAGUGAAAACGUGUUACUUUCUUGUUUUUUUUCCCCCGGAGUGGUAUAAUUUGUUAAUGGCGUCAUUAACAUAAAGCUCUCGUUCA